Staurois parvus is the source of this 216-nucleotide messenger RNA. The record is from the annotation of a GenBank genome assembly. Lineage: Eukaryota; Metazoa; Chordata; Amphibia; Anura; Ranidae.
AUGGACAAAGACAGUCAGGAUGUCUGUCACGAGCUGAACGAACUCAAGAACAAAUUCCAAGCCAUGAGGAAGCAGAUCAAUAACAUGCCUGGGAUCGACCUGACCCCCGAUCAGCAGCAGCAGCACCUCCAGAGCCUGCGAGUGCAGGUACAGACCAAGAACGAGCUCCUGCAGAAGUACAAGAGCCUUUGCAUGUUUGAGAUCCCCAAGGAUUAG